AUGCUGGAGCGAGGUUUGAAGUCCGAGGCCGGGGACGCAGAUACUAGUCCCAAUGGCAAGAGCUCAGUAACCAGAGGAGGAGCUCCCCACCAGGGCCCGCCGCAGACGCUCAGCCACUCGCCUCCCGGGCCCGCCGCGUCUGGGGGAGCUCCUUCCCGGCCCCGCCGGCGCCCCCCGCCCCAGCGCCCGCACCGCUGUCCUGACUGUGACAAGGCCUUCUCGUACCCAUCCAAGCUGGCCACGCACCGGUUAGCGCACGGCGGCACCCGACCUCACCCGUGCCCCGACUGCCCCAAGGCCUUCUCGUACCCGUCCAAGCUGGCAGCACACCGCCUCACGCACAGCGGCGCCCGCCCGCACUCAUGUCCGCACUGCCCGAAGGCCUUUGGCCACCGCUCCAAGCUGGCGGCCCACCUCUGGACCCACGCGCCCGCCCGCCCCCACCCGUGCCCCGACUGCCCCAAGUCCUUCUGCUACCCCUCCAAGCUGGCGGCCCAUCGCCACACGCACCACGCCACCGACGCCCGCCCCUAUCCUUGCCCGCAUUGCCCCAAAGCUUUCUCAUUUCCCUCCAAACUGGCUGCCCAUCGCCUGUGUCACGACCCUCCCACCGCGCCGGGCAGCCAGGCCACCGGCCGGCACCGAUGCGCCAGCUGCGGCCAGGCCUUUGGCCAGAGACGUCUCCUGCUUGUCCAUCAACGCGGCCACCACCAGGCGGAGAGCCAGGGAGAGAGAGAGUGAACCCGCCCACAGGCUCACGGGCGCCCUCUGCCGCCAGCUCUGGUCAAUAAAGAGGUGGCAUUUCUAAACCCGGUUGUAUGAAUGGAUUCGCCCUCUCCAGAUAGCUGGGUGGGAGAGGGAUCGGCCAUUUGUACGGGGCUGGAGUUUAGAAGGCUGAGGAACUCCGCU
Castor canadensis (American beaver) is the source of this 909-nucleotide messenger RNA. Lineage: Eukaryota; Metazoa; Chordata; Mammalia; Rodentia; Castoridae. The record is from RefSeq and is a predicted model, not a curated record.